Messenger RNA from Sinocyclocheilus grahami, 2056 nucleotides. Its product is annotated as corticotropin-releasing factor receptor 1-like. Gene Ontology annotation, biological process: adenylate cyclase-activating G protein-coupled receptor signaling pathway; cell surface receptor signaling pathway. The transcript has 13 exons. Gene Ontology annotation, molecular function: corticotropin-releasing hormone receptor activity; corticotropin-releasing hormone binding; G protein-coupled peptide receptor activity. The coding region runs from base 728 to 2056 and encodes 442 amino acids. The record is from RefSeq and is a predicted model, not a curated record. NCBI's taxonomy places the organism in Eukaryota, Metazoa, Chordata, Actinopteri, Cypriniformes, Cyprinidae. Gene Ontology annotation, cellular component: neuron projection; plasma membrane.
ACGGUACGGGUUAGUUUGCACCGGCGAACUCCGCUCGCGCGUCAGCAAGACUUCUUACAAUUGUCGUCACAUUCCGCUCGCAGGGCAACAUUUAGCCGUACGCGAGCAAAAUCCGAACGUCGAUCUGCGCGCAGUAACGCCUCCUCGCUGUCAUGUAGGGGCUUCAUGUGAACGCAUUACUGUUGACCGAUGGGACACAAACAGAGGGUCACUCUCGGUGUGAGGAGGCAACGUGAAGAGGAUCCGCCGUGUUUAAAAGAAACGAAUCGUUUUGAAGAAGAAACAGAUCAAAUAGUGACAGUACUCUCAGAAAAGUUGAGUUCCAGCCGCAGAGGAGCAGGUCGAAACGCUUAUCAUAUCUAACGGGGAACACUGACUGAGUGUUGCGCGUGACUGGGAUCGCGUCUAAAUAAACACCUGCCUCCGAGGACCUUAAGAACUCAAACCUGACAGAAGAUUAUUUACCGAGGAUUAAGCGUCCGUUUGAAUCACUAAAUUAUAAGGAUAUAUCCGCCUGUAUUAAUAAUAACUCAUCUGGAACUGGGUGAAAAUGAGACAGCGGUUCAAACGCGCGCAGAAUUCACCCGUUUAUUUCCAGUUGUAAGCGCUGCCCUGACCAUCCUUUGGGUGCAUAUCUGUCACCCCGGAGCGGACCAUCCGGACAGCUGCAUCUGGAGCAAAGGAGCGCUGUGCUGUUUGAAGGUUUCUGCAGAAUAACACUGGAGCAAUGAGUCGCAUCCCCUAUCCACAGGUGUUGACCAUCUGGAUUACGCUAAUCUCCAGGGUAACAGCUGACCUGACCUGCGACGCUCUGCUCCUGCUCUCCACAAAUCUUACAGCUCGCACUUUGAUCCUGUGGAAUCAGACGUCAAGUCCCACCAAUUUUACAGGUUUGUCCUGUAACACUUCGAUUGAUGGCAUUGGGACAUGCUGGCCCAGGAGCAGUGCUGGAGAAGUGGUGUCCCGUCCCUGUCCAGAGACCUUCCUCGGAGUCCGUUACAACACCACCAAUAACGUGUACAGAGAAUGUCUUGCCAAUGGCACCUGGGCGAAGAAGGGAAACUACUCCCAAUGUCAGGAAAUCCUCAACGAGGAGAAGAAGAGCAAGCUGCAUUACCACAUUGCAGUCAUCAUAAACUACCUGGGACACUGUAUCUCUCUGGGAGCCCUGCUGGUCGCCUUCAUCCUCUUCAUGAGACUCAGGUGGAUCUGGUGCAGGCUGGUCACAGCAGCGUAUAAUUAUUUCCAUGUGACCAACUUCUUCUGGAUGUUUGGAGAGGGCUGUUAUCUGCACACAGCCAUAGUACUGACAUACUCCACCGACAAACUGAGGAAAUGGAUGUUCAUUUGUAUAGGCUGGUGUAUUCCAUUCCCCAUUAUCGUCGCUUGGGCCAUUGGCAAGCUGUACUAUGACAAUGAAAAGUGCUGGUUUGGGAAGCGGGCCGGCAUUUACACUGAUUAUAUUUAUCAGGGUCCCAUGAUCCUGGUCCUGCUGAUUAACUUCAUUUUUCUCUUCAACAUUGUGAGGAUCCUGAUGACUAAACUGAGGGCCUCCACCACCUCAGAGACCAUUCAGUACAGGAAAGCAGUAAAGGCCACACUGGUUCUUCUGCCGCUGCUGGGCAUCACAUACAUGCUGUUCUUCGUCAACCCAGGCGAGGAUGAGAUAUCACAGAUUGUCUUCAUCUACUUCAACUCUUUCCUAGAGUCCUUUCAGACAAGACUUUUAUUUCUGAGUUUGGGCUGUUAUCAUCAUCUGUACAUCUCUGACUCUCACAGGAAAGCAGUAAAGGCCACACUGGUUCUUCUGCCGCUGCUGGGCAUCACAUACAUGCUGUUCUUCGUCAACCCAGGCGAGGAUGAGAUAUCACAGAUUGUCUUCAUCUACUUCAACUCUUUCCUAGAGUCCUUUCAGGUACGCUCAGCCGUUCGUAAGCGCUGGCACCGCUGGCAGGAUAAGCACUCCAUUCGGGCACGGGUGGCACGGGCCAUGUCUAUACCCACCUCUCCGACACGGGUCAGUUUCCACAGCAUCAAGCAGUCGUCGGCCGUCUGA